Molecule: messenger RNA, 1264 nt
Organism: Schistocerca cancellata (South American locust)
Lineage: Eukaryota; Metazoa; Arthropoda; Insecta; Orthoptera; Acrididae
Exons: 4
Coding region: 142-627 (161 amino acids)
Source: RefSeq, a predicted model, not a curated record
AGGAGCGGAAUAUUCCCGCGGGACGCGUCACUGGAGGAACGUGAAAGCUGGAGUGGUCGAGAAAGAAAAGGAAGGAGCAAGAAAGGGGAACGGUGGAAAGUAACCGAGAGCCGGCGCCGACACGUCAUCCGGGACAAGCAGAUGCCGGGCGCGCGUCCUUCCAAGCAGGUGACGUUUGCCGGUGUCGGCGCUGGAUCUGGAAGCUCGGAGGCAGCACGUGGAGCAGGGGGCGUGUCCGCCGGCUGGAGGAAUGCGAUGCAGCCGGAAGCUGGCCUGGUGUGGCCCGUUCUGGACUCGGCGCGCGUUAUUUCGGACGUCGCGGCGGCCUUAUCCGGACACGCGGGCCACCUGCAGCGCCGCCGGAUACCCGACACCAGCGCCGCUCUCACCCGCGCUGCUCAUCUGGCCACACAGCCGGGAGAUGCUGCUCUGCGUCGGAUACCGGGUGUGAGAGUACAAGUGUUCCAGACAAAUGGUUUAGUCUCCUUCAAAACAGUGCACAAUCCGCUGCAGAGCGGAGAUAAUCUUGAACCAAUCCACCAUUUUGUGGCUAAGCCAUCUCUCCGCAAUGUACUUUCUCCCAAGAGUCGUGGUCCCGCAAAGGAUCAUCUGAUGUUGACUUGGUAAUAGUUCUAAAUCGAUAAUGAUACCAUUUGAGUGAACUGUAGCUGCAACGCACGAUGUGCAUUAAUAAAACCGACAAACUGAAUGGACAGAUUCCUCACCGGAAAUGGAGAAAAUAGGUCCUACGAACAUGUGUCCGGAAAUGAACGCUGUGCGUGCGACGACAACAAAUCGUCCUGGAACUCAGUACGGAGACACGUCAUAGGGAAUGUUCAAAUUGGCCUCCAAGGGAUACGAUGUCAUGCAGGAAACACAUAAUAGUACUUUCUCUUACACCAUGUUAGCGGGCCACUUGCCUGGAGCAUGUAUUAGUGUUGUUCCCAACAUCUUGUAGACUUCGGUCCCCCAGAUCUGGUGUACGCACAGUUCGCCACCUCCUGCACGUUCGUCUGCCUGAAAGGACCCAUGAUCACACAAACGCUCAAAAUGGGCUUGAAAGGUUUGUAAGUAGGCUGUUUAGGUUUUCUUAUUGGCAACGUUACGUAGCGCUCUGUAUGAAAAUCACUGCCUGUGCUGUGUGCAGUCUGUGGCUAGUUUGCAUUGUUGUCUGCCAUUGUAUUGUUGGGCUGUUGGCUGUUAACAGCGCGUAGCGUUGGGCAGUUGGAGGUGAGCCGCCAGCAGUGGUGGAUGUGGGGAGAGA